UAGAGAUUAAAUGAUUCCCCUUGCAUCUGUAGGUGUUUCGAAGAGGAAAACUCUCUUUUUCUCGCAUGCCUGCAGAGUGGGGUUUUAGAGUGUAGAACCCUAUUGGGGUUUACAAUAGUUUUCACUUUCGGUUUUCACUUAUCUUUUUAGGAUAAAAAAAGCGCGGGAGGCAUCCUUCGAUUCCUUCCUAACCAGAAAAAACCCUAACAAGUUUAUUGUGGAAGUAGAAUGGGUUGGUCACACCCAGAGAUUCCUCUCGAAGAUUUACUAAAACUGAUUAAAGGGUUUAUAGAUAUAAUGAUUUUAGGUUCUGGUUAUCAAUCAUCUGGUUCUAUUGCUACUUGGGAUUCUCAUAACAUCCAGAAAUGUAUACAAUGGGGUAUUUUCUAUGAAAAUGUAUUUAAGGGGUUAGAAAGUGCAGAUGAUUAUACAGGCUCAGUAAGGGAACUUGAUGCAGCUCUACUCGAAAUGACAUCUAAUUCUUAUUUCCCCCAGGGAAUUAGACAUCUAUCAUCUGCAACUCUAAUGAAAGGGAGAGACUUAAUAAUGAGACAUCUAAUUCAGACGUUGCCCCUAAGAGAUGUACAUUUUACUGCUUUACUGACGGCAACUGUUGAAUUGGAACUUGAUAACCUUAAAAGAGCGGAAUAUGAUUUUCUUAGUGUUUACUUUGAGAAGUUGUUGCUGCACAGUACAUAUUGUAAUACUCGAGCACCUCAGUCUGUUUCAAAUGUUAAGGUGCAGGGCAAUUGCAUCAAUGAUCCUUCGGAAUUUGUAAUUCAAGAGAUCUUAGAGAGGGAAAUUUCAGUGUCUCGUGUACUGUCAGUUGAAACUGGGUUGACUAUUCUUUCAAAGAGUCUAACAUGUGGAGAAUUGGUCGGGAAGGAGAGCAGUCUAUUGGAAAUGCAAUCACAGGAUGGCACUUUUCUUGUGAGCAAAGAGCAGUUGGCUGAAUUUGAGUUAUGGAAUAAGUGGAGAUCAAGGGGCCUUUCCUAUCUGCUUGACGAAAGGACUAUUAAAUUGGUGUCAGGUGCUAAGUUAAUAUUUUCAUCCCCUGAAGUUCAAUGGAUUCAGGUGUUUGAACGAUUGAACACUUCCAAUGGUGAUGAAUUGCUUGAAAUAAUAGAGCUCUGUUUGUUAGGUUACAUUUCCAGCAGCUGGAAUCCUCUAAUCGAACACGUCAUGUCAGUUUCUUAUGACAUUUGUUCCAAAUCAAUAAACUACCAUGAAAUGUUCAACCUACUGCAAGAGAGAUCUCAAGUUCCUCACUGUAAAGAAGAAACAAGGAAUUCAAAGGAAAAUGACAUUCUUGAAUAUUUGGCGGUGUUAAUGAGGAGUCAAUCUCACGCGUUUUGGAAAUUAUCACCAAUUCUUCCAGCAAUUGCAAUUCCUAUCUGGUCACCCUUAUUCAAAUUGUACUUAACUGGGAUAGGGGCAAUGUUCAAAGGAAAUCUUUACAAAACAAGGUGCUGCAGCUGCACACGAGAGGUGAAGGAGCACGAGGACUGUGACCUUGCUGAAAGGAUUUGGUGUCUUGUCGUUUUCAAUAUCCAUGGUUCACAUCAAAGAGCCAUUACUAGUUGCAAUCUUGACUCAUUAGGGUAAGAAGCCUUUUGAACAACCACGAGGACCGACUGUGAGACACUGGUGGUGUGACUAUUGAUUUUGUGGUAGGCCAGACCUCUUCAAAAGCUACUUCAGGGUUAAGGAACUCGGAUAAAAACAACUCUCGAGUGCUUCAUGAAAGGCGAGGAAGUUUGGAAUGACAGGAGGCUUAUUAGGCAUGGGUAUUGAAGACGCUGGUUGUAGAACAGGAGCUGUCUUUAUGCACUUGGUACGAGACUCCAUCUGGCAAGAAACCCCCAUUGAAUUAGGACAUUAAAGCAGACGUAGCAUUGGCGGUAAUCUUAGAGGUAGAAUACACAGCCAUGAUCCUUGCAUUGAUCAGGACAUUUAAGCUCCAGCUGUUUGGAACAAAGUCAAAGAAUCGUAUAAUUUUUUUUUUGAGAUAAGGUAGAUAUAUAGAAAUAAAACAGAGUCUGCUAAUCAUUUUAUUCUGUCUCGUUUGAGACAGACUCCAAAUGAGCUAUCCUAAUUCUUUUUUGAACAUAAGGUAGAUAUAUAGAAAUAAAACAGAGUCUGCUAUCAUUUUAUUCUGUCUCGUUUGAGACAGACUCCAAAUGAGCCAUCCUAACAAUGGCUGAAUCAGACGGAUUAGCUUCUUCAGGUGACAUUGUUACUUGAAGUACUAGCAUUGUAUGCUUUUACAGAGUCGUAUGUAAUGCUAGGAAUUAAAAAUGAA
Molecule: messenger RNA, 2302 nt
Organism: Papaver somniferum (opium poppy)
Lineage: Eukaryota; Viridiplantae; Streptophyta; Magnoliopsida; Ranunculales; Papaveraceae
Exons: 9
Coding region: 229-1605 (458 amino acids)
Biological process (GO): interstrand cross-link repair
Cellular component (GO): Fanconi anaemia nuclear complex
Source: RefSeq, a predicted model, not a curated record